Messenger RNA from Triticum urartu, 807 nucleotides. Its product is annotated as auxin-responsive protein SAUR19. NCBI's taxonomy places the organism in Eukaryota, Viridiplantae, Streptophyta, Magnoliopsida, Poales, Poaceae. The record is from RefSeq and is a predicted model, not a curated record. Gene Ontology annotation, biological process: response to auxin.
AAUCGUUCCACCCCUUUCCUCUCCACCUCCCAAUUCCAAGCUUGCUACAAAUUCUUUGCAAAUUUGCAACUAGCUAUAGCCUGUGAGGUUUUGUGCACCAUGGGCAUGGCUGAGAAGAGUUCGGUGGCAAGGAAGGCCGGGUUGAUCACCAAGACGCUAGACCGGUGCCGGAGCACGGUGGCGAGGAACAAGCCAACGGAGGGCUGCUUCUCGGUGUAUGUCGGUGUAGACAGACAACGGUACAUGGUGCGGACGGAGUGCUUGAGCCACCCGUUGUUCCAGGCGCUGCUGGAGGAGGCCGAGGAGGCGUUUGGGUACGCGGACGCGGGUCCCCUUGAGCUGCCCUGCAACACCGAGGCGUUCGCCAAGGUGCUGGAGAAGAUCGAGGAGGAGAAGCAGAUGGUGGCGCGGAGGAGGCACAACCUUCUCAGGGGAAACUCCUAUCGGUCACUUGGCACAGGCUGGCCUAUGAUCGUCAGCCGGUCGUAACACAUGUCUUUGGAUUGGAUGAUGCCGAGUUGAUGAGCUUUGAGUUUCUGUUGAGCUCGCAUUCUCAUAUUAUCAUGUACACAGUUGAAAACAACCUUAGCUCCCGAGUAUGGUAAACAACAUUACCAUAGACCGGGCAAUGUUAGAUAUUUUUCCUCUUUAUUCUUUUUUCAAUUUCUGUGAGAAGGCAAUGUUAGAUGUUAAUGUGUGUUCUCCUCCUAAGUUGUAGCAAUUGUAUGUGAAAGUGGUAUACAGAUACACGAUAGAAUUUGUAAGUUUUGUGAUGAUUAUAUAUGGCGUAAUAUCGUAAUUUUAAAA